CCGGCGUCCAUUCCAAUCUGAACGCGCUCCUGUGUAGCCCGAAAAUCGCUUAUCCGUCAUCCUUCAUUCGUCACAAACAAAAAAUUCCUGCUGGACGUUUUCAUCAAUAAAGACAACAAACAGAAAUUUGUUGUUUUUAAAUGUUUAACAAUAAAUAUCGUGCAAAAUUAAUUAACAAUGGAUGAAACAGAAAAUCCCAUAUUAUAUGUCGUGGUUGUGGGCUUCCACCAUAAAAAGGGGUGUCAAGUGGAGUAUUCCUUCCCACCCCUUGUGCCAGGAGCCCCGAAUGAAUGUCCCACAGGAUGGAAAUACUUGCCUACAUUGGCCUUGCCUGAUGGUUCUCAUAAUUAUGAAGAAGAUACUGUGUUUUUUCAUUUACCCAGUUUGACUAACCCGAAAGAAACUGUGUUUGGUAUUUCGUGCUAUCGGCAGAUUUCAGCGGAUAAACUCAAGAAUCGAACUUCUGAUAUCACAAGAACCUCAGUACAAAAAUCAGUAUGUGUCCUUAGUAAAAUACCUUUAUAUGGUCAGAUACAAGUGAAAAUGGCACUUAUUACCCAUGCAUACUUUGAUGAAGGGGAUUUUAGUAAAGUAUCAAUAUUAGAGGACACAUUUCACCAUUUAAAUGCUGUUUUAAGCCAGACAGAUAUUAGGCAGAAAACUUUUGUUGGUUUAUCAACAAGGGAUUUUAUUUUGCAAUGGAAGCACAAGGCCAUACUUUUAUUUAAGUUACUUCUCCUAGAAAAAAGAACCAUAUUUUACAAAUCUCCAGUUCUUCCUUUGUGCUCUACCAUUUUAACUUUAGUUUCACUAUUUCCUGAGAUGAUUGAAAAAGGACUACAUCAAGCAGCAUGCAUAAGACUGUCCAGACCCAUGUCACCCAUGCCAGAAUUUUCCGAUGAAGAGUCACCACCAAAUUCCCCAAAAAAGAAUCCACAUGUUCGAAAUGGGAACAGCACACCACCUCAAGCAAGCAAACGUGUUGAUGAGCAUAUUUUGAAAUCUGAAAAUUUAUCAGUACUCAAUCAAAAUGGAGAAUGCAUUGAAAAUGGAGUAGAAAUCACAGAAUCUGGGAGUCAGGGCAAAGAAGACAGCAAUGGUGUUAUAGGAGAAAAAAGUAACAGUUUACGUAGAGACAUAAGCUCAGACACAAUAGCUGAUUCAGUUCAAAGCAAUAUGAACUAUCUAACCCAAAUCAGCACAGAAACUUGUGGGUUUCCUCUAUCAAUUUUCACCAAAGGAUCUCUGUGCUUGCCAUAUUUAUCUUUACCAUAUUUGGACUUGUUAACAGACGUAAAUGUACGAAGCUAUGUUGUGGGAGCUACAAAUGUUUUAUUUAAACAAAAAAGGCAGUUGUAUGACAUAUUAGUUGAUAUUGAUGGAGGCAGGAUAGAAUGUCAAGAUCUCGCACUAAGAAAACUUCUCCAUCUUACCACAGAAGAUCUCAGAUUUGCCGAUUACAUUGUAAAACAUGUGUCUGAGGAAAGGCACGAUGUUUUCCUUGACGGUGUAGGCUAUGAAGGCGGCGAUGAAUGGAUCAGGGCGCAAUUUAGAGUUUAUAUGCUAUGCUUGUUAAGGACUUCAAUGUUACCUGAUGGAGCUAGAGAAAUGGAUCAUUUCAAUUCCAACUUUGUAUGUGCCUGGAGAGAAACGCACAACUACAAAAUGUGGCUGAGUACCAUUCAUCCUGGGAUUUUGGAUGUUCAUUCUGGGCAUCCGUUUGCCGGUCAAUUGUCGGUGGCUGAUAUGAAGUUAAGAUUAGCUCAUACUAUGCAAACGACAGAAAGUGGCAGAAAACUGGGACAAGCAAUGACAUCAACUGGUAGAGCAGUAGCUACUACAAGUAAAGCUGUGGGUGGUGCAAUCUCCCAAGCCAAAGGAGCUUUCUCCAGCUGGUGGAACAACCUCCUAGUUAGCCCAGACCCAUUGAUGAUGAAAGAACCAGAGGCUGUAGGCAUUUCUUAUGCUGAAGAACUGCAACAAUGCACCGAUGAACCGAAUAUAAACUGUUCACUGGCCGAAGAAGUAAUUGAAUCACUUGCACCUGUCACAAACAUCGAAACUUCUGAAAAUAAUCAUAUGAACAUUGAUGGAACUGAAUCUAGUAUUAGUAACGGUAAAAGCGAUAAUGAUGAUGAAUCUCAAAAAAAAAGGUAUCGGCCAGGUGAAAUACACACUGUUUAGUUAAAUAAAUUUGCCAAUUACGGGUGAGUAUUAUCUCAAAUUAAUUUUGAAGAAUGUACAACAUAACAUUCAAAUAAAAAUAUAUUUGAACUCACCUUUUAUAUAUUUUAAACAUUCCUGAUGAUAGUUUUUAACCUUAUUAUCUGGUUUAUUCUAUAAAAAUAAAAUGUACUUAUGUUCCUUCUCUAUUAAUUUGUUUCAUUAUUUAACGUAGUGUUAAUAUCUUGAUUUGAUUAAUACAAAUACGUUUUGCAAAUUGUGAUUUUAGUUUGUUGAACAAUAAGUAUAUUUUUUAUAUUAUCUGUACAUGCUGUUAAGAGUUAUAUUUAUUUUUUAAUAAUUUGCCAAUACACAUUAUUUUGUAAUUUCGUUAGUUUGAAUGUGUUUGUUGCUCGAAUUAUUUUUAUUUUUAAUAAUAUUAUACAGGGUCUUAUGUUUUUCCACUCUUUUGUAUUAUUUUUGUAGUAGUUUAGUUAGUUAUCAGUUAUUAUUAUUGUUGUAUGCUGUUGAAGUAAACUUUUCUACCUUUAUUUUUCUACAUAGGAAUCCAUAUUUUCGAAAAUAACCACAACCAAAAUCUUAGCUUUAUUUGAAAUAAAAUCAAGUGUUCUUCAACUCUAAACUCCAAUUAUAACUGUUAUUAGUAAUUUUAUCUAUUUGUACUUAAAGUAUGACCUAUUUUUAGAAUACUCCUUGAAUUAUUACUAGGCAAUUUUAAACUGCAAAAAACUAUUUAUUACCAUUGUAUCCUUAUAACAAUCCAGUACCUAAAUGAAAAUCAGACUUACUUGUACUAGAUGGACAUUUUUUAGUUAAAGCGGUGAUAAUAUUUGGAAAAUCUUAAAAAAAAUAUAUACUUACUUCAGAUCCUAGCUAUUUUUAUUAUUGGAGCUACUGAGCUAACUGAAUUAUAAAAGUUUUCUUUCGAAAUAUCUAAGUAGGUAAGUAUAUAAUUGCAUAUUUCUACCACCGCUAAUGAUACUUUAUACCCAAAUAUGAUAUGUAGUUAUAUCCUAAUAAAUUAGGUAUGCAUAAUUUUUUAUAAAAGAAAUAUUUUGAUCCCUGUUGGUGUAAUGUUUGAAAAAUGUAGAACAUUUUUUAAAAAUUAAUAUUUGUUUAUUCAAUAAAGUUGUACCUACUAGUUGAA
Molecule: messenger RNA, 3331 nt
Organism: Ceutorhynchus assimilis (cabbage seed weevil)
Lineage: Eukaryota; Metazoa; Arthropoda; Insecta; Coleoptera; Curculionidae
Source: the annotation of a GenBank genome assembly